Molecule: messenger RNA, 936 nt
Organism: Pediculus humanus corporis (human body louse)
Lineage: Eukaryota; Metazoa; Arthropoda; Insecta; Psocodea; Pediculidae
Product: leucine zipper-ef-hand containing transmembrane protein, putative
Exons: 4
Coding region: 1-936 (311 amino acids)
Biological process (GO): intracellular monoatomic cation homeostasis
Cellular component (GO): mitochondrial inner membrane
Molecular function (GO): ribosome binding
Source: RefSeq, a predicted model, not a curated record
AUGUCUCUUGGUAUAAAUAAACCGCAUUUUUUAAAAUCUUACGAAGUAAGAUUGAGAAAAAUGUUUCCGACCGCUGUUAAAAUUUAUCAAGAUUUUUCAGUGGGAUUAAAAUUUUUAAAAAGUGAUUUUAUUACAUUGUUCAGAGCGUUUAAAAAAAUAACAUCGUGCGGUUUAAAUUCGUUGACGAGAAAAGAAUUAGAAGUUUAUUAUGAAUUACCUAAAGAUAUAUUAAGAACAGCUCCUGUGAUUUUUAUAGGAGCUGUCGUUCCUUUUGGUGGUAUUAUAUUUAUUUUAGGUUAUUAUUUUCCAAAACAUUUACUAACUCAUCAUUUUUGGUCGCAGCAACAACAAAACGAAUUCUCAUCUCUGAAACAUAAAAAAACAAUUUCGUCUUAUACCCCAGUUUACAAUUGUUUAGAAAGUAGACUAAGUGUCAUUAAAGACACAGAUUUAUGUUUAAAAAUGUGCAAUCUGUUAGAAAAUAUUAAAAGCAAUGUUCAUCCUAAUGCCAAAUCGAUUCUUUCGGUCAAAUCACUUUUUAAAGGAGUCCCAUUCGGUCUCAACCAUAUGGAAUCUUAUCACAUUAGCAAAUUAUUAAAUUUAUAUAACAUGCACAAGGGAUGGAGAAGAAGAGAAAGAUUAUACAUGAGAGCCAAUUUAGUUAAAUUAAUGGAUCUUGCUAUAAUCAAAGAGGGAGGACCUGAAAUAUUAAAUUUACACGAUAUGAGAUGGCAUUGUUUUUUCAGAGGAUUAAAUCCUAUCAACAUGAACAAUGAUGAAUUAUUAUUCUGGUUGAGAAUGUGGUUGGAAAUAUCGAGGGAAAUUGAUAAAAAUUCAUAUUCAUUAUUAUUACAUUGUCCUGUUUUAUUAGGAUUUAAUAAACUUACAAAUAAUCUCCAUUUUGUAAAAAAUGAUAAUAGUAAUACAUCUAAGUAA